This is a messenger RNA of Dermacentor silvarum, 1100 nucleotides long. Its product is annotated as cuticle protein 10.9-like. Gene Ontology annotation, cellular component: chitin-based extracellular matrix. Gene Ontology annotation, molecular function: structural constituent of chitin-based larval cuticle. The transcript is spliced from 3 exons. Bases 162 to 605 code for a protein of 147 amino acids. NCBI's taxonomy places the organism in Eukaryota, Metazoa, Arthropoda, Arachnida, Ixodida, Ixodidae. The record is from RefSeq and is a predicted model, not a curated record.
GGAAGUGGGACGACGUCGACAAACGGACUCGGCGCGCCUGAAGAAGCCUGCGCCGUAUAAAAGCGUCGGCCAGAGGCACACACGCACACACACAUUGCACCGCAUUGCACGACGUUGAGGCACGCCGGAAGAGACUAGCCGACCACGACCACGCUGCAGAAAUGUCCGCCGCCACACAGUCCAGCCACGCCGCCGCCGCAUUUUUCGCCAAGCUGCUAGUCUUCUGCCUCAUCGUCUGUGCCUACGCUCAAGAUCCGGUCAACCCUCCACAGCCGUACACAUUUGGCUUCGAGAAUGUGGACGAGUACGGCACGCAGCUCUACCACAAAGAGUCGGGCGAUGCCAGCAAUGCCAAGAAAGGCUCGUAUGGCUACAAGGACGCUGCAGGCCUGUUCAGACGCGUCGAGUACGUGGCUGACCUGAACGGCUACCGCGCCACAGUGGACACCAACGAACCGGGAACCGCGCCUGGACAAACGGGCGACGCCGUCUUCAACGCCAACCCAAUUGUCGUCCCCUUCGCUAAGUCGGCCUCCGCACCUGUGCCAGCCUUUGCACCGAAGCCAGUCGGAGCCGGUGGAAUCCAGUUACCUUGGUCGAUCUAAGAACGCUGUGAACAUUUCUUAGAGAAAUAUUGUAUAGCAACAAAUUCCUUGCCAAAAGAGCGAUAACCUUUGCCUAGUGUAGUUCCGCCGGUGAAUGUGUUAGGGCGAACGGCUCAAGUGUUUAUGAGAAUGAAUUGUCGGGUUGAAGGCAUUUUAGUUGCAAGUCACAUGCUUAUGCGGCACGCUUGCGCUUUGCUUAACUCUAAGCUGCUUUGUUCAAGUGCAUUUGUGAAGUUCAAAUUCUUGCUAGUUGAGUAUGCUUUAGGGCACAUGCUGCAUUAGCUUUUCGUUUCUUUGUUUUUAUUUUUUUGAAUAUAUCUGCUUUCAGUAUUCCAGGGUCAAAGCUUUGCGUUGGCUUGCUUCCAAAUCUGGUGUGAGGAUCUCGCGCGCUCCUGCGGUGCCAUUUGCUUUGUUAAGGCCGUGUAUGUUACGUUGUUGUGCAGUUGUCCUUGUCAAUGUUGUUGUGCAAAUAAACUGUAUGUUUUCAUCUUUGAA